AUGUUACUAUGCGACUCACAGAGAGUGCUGUUGUCUCUUCUACUGGUAUCUCCGGAGGAAGGUUUGGAACAACCGCCUUUCUACUACCUGGCGCUUGCGUUACUUGCCGCCGGACUGAUGGUGUGUGCCACCGCUGCUAUGGGCUGUUGGGCGACGUAUAUGCCGGGGUAUAUCAUCCUCACAAUGUACUUCCUAAUAGUCAUGUCGUUACUAUUGUGCGAGUGUGCCGGUGGGGUAAUAGCGGCUGUAUGGCCGCGUUGCCUGGGCUUACAGAACGCUCGCGGCGGCGCUGUAGGAGCGCUACAAGCAUACUACGCAUUGCCAGAUUAUGAACAAUUCACAGCGGCCGUCGAUUUAGCACAAACACAGUUGGAGUGUUGCGGCAUGUCUGACGGCCACAACUACGACAUGUCCGCGUGGCAGCUGCGCCGGCUGGGCCCGCGCGGGCUGGCCGUGCCGCCCUCGUGCUGCGUGCAGCGGCCGCCCGCAUCGCACCUGAGCCCCGCGCCCGCCAACCACUCCCGCUGCCAGGAGGUGCAGCCGGAGCCGACCUAUCGACACAUACAGGGAUGUCUCACAAUUCUCGAAGAUUGGUACCAAGAGCAAUAUUUAUUUUUCAUGCUAGCUUUAUUUAUAGCGGCUCUCAUAAAAUUUGGCAUCCUUUUGAGUACUGUGUUUUCUUGCAUUCGUAUUAAAAAACGUAGAAGAAACAUUCACGCUUACGUCAUGAAAGCAGUUGACAAUAGCACAAAUCAGAAUAUUUAUGAAAGCAAAAUAAGUGCAAUGCACGAAGAGCCAAUAACAGCGAGAUACAUUCAACCGAACAACUUCUACAGCCCGCGCGUGCGCAACCCCAGAAUUUUCCACAGUAAACCUAAUGAAAUGAUAUGAGAAUUAGCUUCGGAGAUAAAUGCUUUAGAGAGGAAACUAGAAAAGUUCUCCGAUUACUUGUACAAACACCAGGCCGAUUCCAUAAUGUGGUAGCAUUUGAUGUGCACAAAUGCAUAGAAAUGAGCAGUUUUAGUACACAUUUAUGCUGUAGGGUUCAAGUCAUGAGAAACUUCAUGAAAAUUGAUGACGAAUAAAUCAUACUAAGGUUGCAUGACUUACAAACAUACAGCAUAUUUCCCGUUUCUCUACUAUUUUUAACGUGUCACACUGACAGAAACAAUAACAGGAUUAGGCCGGCGCACUGACUGAAGAUUAAAUGCAAAAGCUUUUUUAACUGAAUCGUAUUGUAACUUUAAAAAAUAACAGACCCAACGAGAUCGACCUUUCUGCGAUUGAUCAAUGAAUAAAAUUUUAUGUAAACAGGAAGGAAUUGAAGAACAAAUGAGAUGCUUGUAUGUUGCUAAGUGAAAACGCUGAAAACUAUACAUACAGACUUAAAUGUCAACCUAACAGAGUUGCAAGAUAUUGUGCCAUAAAAUGAUACGACCUCAGUUCACACCGAUUUUUCCAGGACUUGAAUUCAUGAGAAAUUUAUAUUAAUCCAGUUUUACGUCUCGGUUACUGCUUCAUAUCUCUGAAGCGUUUACUCCGUUAAGAUAUACAUAUUUACUUAGUGAAUGAUUGAAGAAAUUACUUAAUUAUAUAAGUGAUUUGCGUAUUAUUGUUGUAAAUAACUAUAAAGCGUUCGUUCAUGUUAUGUUAAUAAUUCUAAAUUCAAGUAACAGAAUUUGGGAACGAAAUGAAAAAUAAACGAAAUGUUUCAAUAUUAUGUAAUAUUAUUUUAAAAGAAUGUUCAAAAAUUGGUCCUAAAGUUAAAACAUUGUUAACAAUGACUCUGGAAUGUUGUUAUCAUAAACAAAUCUUUAGUUUAAACAGAGAGCGGAGCUUUAGCAGUCACUUAGGAGAAUAUUAUAAUUUACAUCAUCCUGAUACAUUUUGUAAUCGUUGAAAACAUCUACCUUUUCAAAUAAGUUUCUUCAUGAAUCCAUACGCUUUUUAUAUUAGCCUUUUAACAAAACAGUUGAAUGCAUAUCAGGAUGAAUUAAAUUAAAACAUUAGUGUUGUUUAACAACAAUAUUUCAUUUAAUAGAUCUAUCAGAUGUCAUAUAUAAACAUUAUACGCAGAAAAUUAAUAUUCUACGAUAAUUUUGAAGUGAAACUUUAAAAAAUAUAUGAAAAUCAACACCCUACAUAUUCCAGAAUCCCUUAUACCCCUCCCAAAAUGAUACAUGAGAUCCUAACAAUAACAAUAAUCUAUAUCUUUAUAAUAAUUGAUUCUAUAUUAGCUAUUGACCAUUGAGACCGACAUCACAGUAAAACUACUAUCUUAGGUACAGGAAUGAUUCUAAAUAAAUCAUAAAAUUUACAUUUUUACUUAAUUAAAUUAUUUAAAUAAUUGGAUAAUCCCCAGGCGGAGAGACAUAAAUAGCAAUAGUACAGUUCUGACAUAGCAAAGAAACAAUAGAUGGAAGAUAUAAACAUGUUAUCACUAAUACUAUAUCAUUGUCUCAAUAUUUCAUUUCACUUUUAAUAUAUCGCUUUAUAAAAUGUAUUUUGUGCUAAUAAUUUUAUAGACUACUAGAAUGUCUCAAAUAAAUAUACAUUACAUUAGUAUCAAUAUAAUCUGCGAUCAGAUCGUGUUAGUUGUCUGUCUGUAACUGCCUCUAGGAUCUUGUCAAUGUUACAUUAAUAAUAUUUAUCCAACAUCUUAAAGUACAAUAAAAAUAUUUACAAAAGAAGUAUUAACAAUCUUAAUAGCUAUAAAUACUAUGAAAUGGAUAUUUUUACAAUAAAUACUCUAUAAAACAAUGUGAUCGAAAUUACAAUAAAGACAUCGGAAGUUUUUAUUUAAUAUUCAAAUACUUCGUACUUAUACGUCCACUUAUAGCCACACUAAAUUCUUGUUUGAUAACUUUGGUCAUUACAUGAUUUAUAUUGGUCAAUCUUAUAUUUGCAAAUAAUAGUUCAGUCAUUGUGAGAACUAAAUUGGUUUUUAAUAACUACCAACUAUGUUCCUAAAUGUUACUGUAAAAAUGAUGUACAAGUAAUUUAACAUUUUUGUGUGACCUGAUGAAAUUUUUGUACAUACAUUCAAUGAUAAAUACAAAAUGCCCCAAAUCUAUAGUAUGGAUUAACUCACACCAAGCUGAACAUAACAUGCAAAACUGGAAGAGUACACUUUAUGUAAUCCGCUGAACUCACUUUUACAUACUCUUUGCAGCUGUGUAUAAGGUGUAAUAUUAUUAUAUGCCAGGACCUCAUUGGGUGGCUGAGUUAAAUAUACCGGACAACUUUUAUUAUGCGAGCAACACUGAACACAAAAAACUGUUUAUCACAAAAUGGUAAUACCAACAAUAGCUUACAGUAUGUAACGGCUGAUAUGAAUAUACUGUAUGAAUUUUUUUGUGAAUUCAAUAUUGCUCCCAUAGUAAAAGUUGUUCAGCAUACUCAAUUCAUCCACCCCACGAUGUCCUGGCACAUAAUUAUAUUACACCUUAUGUAUAUCAGCAUAAGUUUCAUAAUUACUAUAAUUUGAAAAUCAACUAAACACCGCUUAGCGUGAGCUGAUCCUUAGUCUUUGCCUGAAUCUCCAAAAUGACCAAACUACAAAGAUCCCUAAGCGAAAAGAUACACAUCAGUCCGUAUAAGACGUGUUUAUAUUAGAACAAUUCAAUAAUACAAGACAAAACACUGUCGUUCUAACGUCAUCCAUAAACAGAUCGAUGGUAGAAGAUCAUUUGAAUGUAUAAAACGAGCCACGGUUUCCGUAUUAUCAACAAGUCUAGUUUUUUAUUAUUCCAAUGCAAUACUGAUAUCAUGAUGAAAUAUGUAACAUUACAUUCACAUUAAAAUGUGAAUAACUUAAGUAUUGUAAUAAAAUACUGAAACACUGACCGAUUUAAGUAUAAUAUACAAGUAGACUUUCUUCUAGCUACACUAUAGAAAAUUGUCAGAAUUAUUCAUAAUCUGCACAUUUGAUAGAUUACCAUAUGCAUUAGAUGUUAAAAGCAUUGUAUUGAUAUUUUUUUCUUAUCACAUGUUGACAUCGAUCGAAUAAAAUUCAUUCAAAUCCUUUACAAAGAUAUCCCCCUAGUGCUGUUAGUUGCAAUGCAAUUGGAUAAUUGUACUCGCGCAAACUUGCACACAAUACUAGCGGCGGAUCUGAAGCUAUUGGGUAUUCUGUACCGAUCAAAUAAUCUUAUGAAUCAAUAGAUAAGCUUACGGACAUCUUAUGUACAACAUUAGGAGAUAUUGCAACUAACACACAUAAAGGUUUACGCUGGCGCACAUACUUUUUUACAAUAUCGCACGUGGCGAAGCCAUCGAUGCCAUCAUCGCCACUAAAUGGCAGUACAUCAGGAUCGAAACGGUUCUGCACCGUGCCGAUCCGCACAAAAGAAUCCAACCGUGAUCAUAGAUCAUCCUUUAUAGUAUAUCGUUCAAAAACGAAUUGUCUAAAGAGUUGAGGAGUUCCUGCGCGGUGAGAUUGCUCGCGUCGGUGGAAGGCAUGUUGUCUAGGAAGUCUAAGUUGAAAUCGGCCGCUUGGCCGCCGAAGGAAGACGCGUUGUGGAUAGUGAAUGGAGACUGAUUACCUGGCAUCAUGGCGCCGCCGCCGCCAGGCAUGCCAGUGUGCAGGCCAGACUGGCCCAUGCCGCCGCCUUGCAUCGACAUACUCUGAGAUUGCGACAUAUGGAUAUUCGCCAUCUGAAAAUUAAAUAUUUACCUUCGUGGGAGAAAAAAAAACAAAAAAAUAUACAACCGAGAUAACUUACGCGAUAAGCAGUCAAAAAUGUUAGUUCCCUAUAAUAAUACUAUUGACCCCGCAAAUGUUAUUUUGCCAUAUACAUCUGUACGGGAUCACAUUUAUCAUUUAGGAGUAUGAGAAAUAGAUAACAACCUAUUCUCAGACCUACUGAAUAUACAUGUAAAAUUUCAUCAAAAUCGGCAAGCCGUUUCGAAGGAGUAUAAAUAAGAUAAUUUUAUAUAUUAGAUUACCUAUAAAGAAAAAAAGUUUUUUUUGCAUUGAAUAGGCUCCGAAAGUACUGAACCGAUUUUAAAAAUACUUUCACCCACAAGAUAUGCGGGUGACAUAUGCAAAUAAUUUACGCGGGAAAACAGCUAGUACUUUAUUAAAUAACAGUUUUUUUUUUAAUUAAUCUGUGGUUUUAAAUAGCGAAAAUAUGUAUAUAUGACGUCACUAAGUCAUGUAAACAACGUUUAAUAUUCAAUUUUUUUACUACCACAUACUACAAUAACAGGCUAACAUAAAUUAUACAACAUACCUGUCCUUGCACGUUCAUCAUCUGAUUCUGUUGCAUAAUGAGAUGAGACAUUGACGACUGUUGCUGGUUCGAUGCCCUGCAAUUGAAAUAUUAUAUUAAUAACGUAACGAAUGUGAUUUUAAUAAAAAAAUAAACGAACAAGAAAGAGUCACGCACUAUCAUUGAUAAAGCCAAACUUGCUUAACAACACAAAUCACCGUGCAAUAAAAAUAACAACGACACUUGUUUGCAUCACUCGUCGACCUUGUUUGUUAUACAUAGUUGCGCAAUAACCCCCUGACGGUAAAGUCUCCGAUACAAUAACAUCUAUUAUAAGUGCACUCAACAUUAAUAGGGAAAUAUAGAACACAAAUACAUAGGAA
Messenger RNA from Diatraea saccharalis (sugarcane borer), 5596 nucleotides. The record is from the annotation of a GenBank genome assembly. NCBI's taxonomy places the organism in Eukaryota, Metazoa, Arthropoda, Insecta, Lepidoptera, Crambidae.